Molecule: messenger RNA, 1659 nt
Organism: Mycena indigotica
Lineage: Eukaryota; Fungi; Basidiomycota; Agaricomycetes; Agaricales; Mycenaceae
Product: DNA polymerase epsilon subunit
Exons: 11
Coding region: 1-1659 (552 amino acids)
Biological process (GO): DNA-templated DNA replication; error-prone translesion synthesis
Cellular component (GO): epsilon DNA polymerase complex
Molecular function (GO): DNA binding
Source: RefSeq, a predicted model, not a curated record
AUGGCUGAUGCACGCCAACGAACCAUUAUCAAGGUUUUCCGCAAAUACAGCAACUCACUGGGACCGGAUGUCAUUGAGUUCCUGGAAACAAUUCUGGAUCAACAUGAAAUCGAGGACGCCGAGGUCGAAUCGUCCAUCGACACCCUUGCGCACGAAUACAAUAAGCAGGAUGACGCUUUGAUGAAAGUCUCUAUCGAAGUGCUUCAACGGGUCUACGAGUCACUCCAAGACCAAGGACAGCGUCCAGGGGCAGAGAAAGAGGCCCUAGAUCCAGAUGCGCACUUAUUUGUGGUUGAUGCAUUCGAGAUGCCACUUUGGCAUUGGUCGCAAGAACGGGGAACGUUUGAAAAGGUUUCCACGCCGCUUACCAUGUCUGCUUCUGCCGACUCGCGGGUUCUAGCCAUGCGCGACCGUUUGAAUAUCAUCAAACAAUCCGUGCUUCGCAAUGAACAUUUCGCACCAUCGACUUUGCCUUCAAGGGACCGAGAGCGAUUAGUCACUUUGCGGUCCACCAAACAGCUUCUUGGCCGCUCCGGAGAGCGUUUCUUGCUGUUGGGAAUGCUCGCUCAUAACAAAGAAGGCAAGCUUUGCAUCGAAGAUGCUGACGGGAGCGUCGAGUUGGACUAUUCCAAGCUGGACGAGCCAGGAGAUGGUCUGUUCACAGAAGGCGGCUUUGCUCUUGUUGAAGGCGAAUACACGGACGAAGGGACGCUAGAAAUAAUUGCCAUUGGACAACCUCCAUGUGAACCCAGAGAGACUUCUCGAUCAAUAUACGGUCAUAUUGAUUUCCUCGGCAAGGGGGCUACUUCGCUCUUGGAAGACACCAGCUUAUCUGUUAGGGUUCAUCGCGAACUGGCGGACAUUAACUUCUUCUUCCUUUCGGACGUGUGGUUAGACCAUCCUCGAACACUUCCUGGUCUACAAAAAAUGUUUCAAAACUGCAUCGACAACCGCUUUAUCCCAAAACUCAUUGUUUUGUGCGGCAAUUUCACAAGCAAGUCAAUUAGUCACGGUCAAGGCCGAGAUGUACAGCGUUAUCAAGAAAACUUUGAUGCAUUGGCCGAUCUCAUUGCUUCAUACCCCUCGAUAACCCGCACCACCCAUUUCGUACUUGUCCCAGGCCCGCUGGACAUUACGGUCAACUCGACACUUCCCCGACGACCAUUACUGUCGACAUUUACCGGUCGUCUCAAAGCUAAAAUUCCCAAAAUACAUUUUGCGACCAAUCCAUGCCGGAUCAAGUUCUUUCAUCAGGAAAUUGUUGUCUUCCGGGAAGAUUCCAUGGCCAGGAUGUUGCGAAAUAUUGUUGGAGUAAAACCUGAUGCUCGAAGUGACGAUUUGAAGCGAUUUGUAAGCCACAUCUGCAGUUGGUGCAAUCUAUUCUGGACCAAGGGCAUCUUUGCCCCCCUCACAAUAAACAUCCAUGCGACACUCUCCGACUUUGAUCAUGCGAUGCGCCUAUAUCCUCUGCCGACUGCCGUGAUUCUAGCGGACAAAUACGACCGUUAUAAGAUCACAUAUACUGGCUGCCAUGUUUUCAAUCCUGGACGCUUUGUUGGCGCCGCGUUUGUGUUUUCGACUUAUCAGCCAGCUCAGAUGAAUUCGGAAGAAUGGUCAGAACUUGGUUUAUCGCGUUUCAUUCGCUCAUCAUUUCUGUAG